This is a messenger RNA of Strongylus vulgaris, 495 nucleotides long. The record is from the annotation of a GenBank genome assembly. Lineage: Eukaryota; Metazoa; Nematoda; Chromadorea; Rhabditida; Strongylidae.
CUGCAGAGAGCACUACCAGCACAAACACCGCAAGCACCUACGCUGCUUCAACAGCAACUGAGCGUUCGCCCUCCUCGGGUAUCGUCGCAGUCGAGCUCAGCCAUCGUAGGGAGUCAACCUAAUGUAGUGAUUCAGCAACAGCCAAUCCCGCAGAUAUCGUCUUCGCAGCAGAAUGGACAACAGUCAAAGCCGAGAAUGUCGAAUCAGGAAGCCCUGCCUCGCCAACUUCAGUCCGCGCCGAGCCAACAGCAACAUGUGGUGAUGGGCCUUCUUCAGGGUGCUCAGCUGCAGCAACAUCAAACUGAUGGAGGCGCUUCAUAUGCUAGUGCGAAUGUUUCAAAUCCUCAUGUCCGUCAGGUUGGAACGUUUUAUUUUUCUAGUGAAGUCGUAAGUAUUAAAGAAAAGAGUCGAAGCCUGAAUGUGAAUUUUGCUCUUGACACAUACUUUAACGAUUGGAAAUUUUUCAACGGAUGCAUAACCGGCAUAUUCCUUUAA